This is a messenger RNA of Mesitornis unicolor (brown roatelo), 4524 nucleotides long. RefSeq names its product PH domain and leucine rich repeat protein phosphatase 1 (gene PHLPP1). The record is from RefSeq and is a predicted model, not a curated record. Lineage: Eukaryota; Metazoa; Chordata; Aves; Mesitornithiformes; Mesitornithidae. The transcript has 18 exons. Gene Ontology annotation, molecular function: protein binding. The coding region runs from base 1 to 3591 and encodes 1196 amino acids.
AUGGCCGUAGGGAUACCCUUAAGAGACAUGGAAGUGAAAGGUGCAGGCAAGCCCCACAGCAUUGGCAGCUCCGAACGGAUUCAGCUCUCAGGAAUGUACAAUGUUCGAAAAGGGAAAAUACAUUUGCCAGUCAACAGAUGGACAAGACGCCAAGCUAUCCUUUGUGGAACAUGCCUAAUUGUCUCAUCAGUAAAAGAAAGCCAGACUGGAAAGAUGCAUGUCCUCCCUUUAAUUGGUGGAAAAGUGGAAGAAGUGAAGAAGCACCAGCACUGUUUAGCAUUUAGCUCCUCUGGACCUCAAAGCCAGACCUACUACAUCUGUUUCGAUAACUUCACUGAAUAUUUGCGGUGGCUUCGACAAGCAUCAAAGGUUGCAUCCCAACGCAUAAGCUCAGUGGAUCUUUCAUGCUGCAGCCUGGAGCACCUGCCUGCCAACCUGUUUUAUAGCCAAGACCUCACUCAUCUCAAUUUAAAGCAGAACUUCCUGAGGCUAAACCCUAGCCCAUCCACAAGUAGAGCGCUUAGUGAAUUACAAAGAUUCACCAAGUUGAAGAGCCUUAACCUUUCCAAUAAUAAUUUAGGAGACUUCCCACUGGCAGUCUGCAGUAUCCCAACCCUGACUGAACUCAAUGUGUCCUGCAAUGCCCUCAGAAGUGUUCCAGCAGCGGUCGGCGAGAUGCACAACUUGCAGACAUUUUUGCUGGAUGGCAACUUUCUCCAGUCCCUCCCUGACGAACUGGAGCACAUGCAUCAGCUCAGCUACGUGAGUCUGUCCUUCAACGAGUUCACCGACAUUCCAGGGGUGCUGGAGAAGCUGACCGCCAUGGAUAAGCUCUGUAUGGCAGGAAACUGCGUGGAUACCCUCAACCUGCAGGUGUUAAAAAGGAUGCCUCAUAUUAAACAUGUAGAUCUAAGAUUGAAUUCGAUUAGGAGAUUGGAGGCCGAUGAAGUUGAUUUUCUGCAUCACGUGACCCAACUGGAUCUCCGAGACAACAAACUUGGGGAGCUGGACGCAACAGUUUUUAACAAUGUCGAAGUGUUACACUGUGAACGGAAUCAACUGGUAACCCUCAAAAUCAGCGGAUAUUUUCUCAAGGCGCUGUACGCUUCCUCAAAUGAACUUGUUCACCUUGAUGUGUAUCCAGUUCCUAAUUGCCUGGCUUAUAUGGAUAUUUCUAGAAAUCACCUGGAAAACCUGCCCGAGUGGGUGUGUGACAGCAGGAAACUGGAAGUGUUGGAUGUUGGCCACAAUCAGAUACGGGAGCUGCCUGCCCGGUUGUUCUACAACAGUAGCUUGCGCAAGCUGCUGGCAGGACACAACUUGUUAGGAAGGCUCCCAGAUAGGCUCGAGCGAAUGCAAGUGGAAGUCCUGGAUGUGCAACACAACCAGCUCCUUGAACUGCCAUCCAACCUGCUCUUGAAAGCAGACAGCCUGAGAUUUCUUAAUGCCUCUGCCAACAAACUGGAAAUGCUUCCUCCAGCCACUCUUUCUGAAGAAACCCAUAGCAUCUUGCAGGAGUUGUAUUUGACCAAUAACAACCUCACAGACAAAUGUGUACCCUUGCUAACGGGCCAUCCCCACCUGAAAAUCCUGCACAUGGCUUACAAUCGCCUACAGAGCUUCCCUGCGAGCAAAAUGGCCAAGCUGGAAGAGUUGGAGGAAAUUGAUAUUAGUGGGAACAAACUGAAAGCCAUUCCAACAACCAUCAUGAACUGCAGACGUAUGCAUACUGUAAUUGCUCACUCCAACUGCAUCGAAGUCUUCCCAGAAGUCAUGCAGCUUUCUGAAAUAAAGUGUGUGGACCUAAGCUGCAAUGAACUGAGUGAAAUCACACUGCCUGAAAACCUGCCUCCAAAGCUACAAGAGCUGGACCUGACUGGAAAUCCCAGAUUAGCCUUGGAUCACAAAACCCUAGAGCUGCUGAACAAUAUCCGAUGCUUCAAGAUCGACCAGCCUUCAGCCGGCGAUGCUUCGGGAGCGCCAGCGGUGUGGAGCCACGGCUACACAGAAGCGUCUGGUGUUAAAAACAAGCUGUGUGUGGCGGCACUUUCAGCCAAUAAUUUCUGCGACAACCGGGAGGCGCUCUAUGGUGUUUUUGAUGGUGACCGCAACGUGGAAGUGCCAUAUCUGCUGCAGUGCACAAUGAGUGACAUCUUAGCAGAGGAGCUGCAGAAAACAAAAAAUGAGGAGGAAUACAUGAUCAACACUUUCAUCGUUAUGCAGAGGAAACUCGGAACAGCUGGACAAAAACUUGGAGGCUCUGCUGUCCUUUGCCAUAUAAAACAUGAUCCCAUGGACCCUGGUGGAUGCUUCACGCUGACCUCAGCAAAUGUGGGGAAGUGCCAAACCAUUCUCUGCCGGAAUGGGAAACCUCUGCCUUUGUCCAGGUGUUAUGUGAUGAGUUGUGAAGAAGAGCUGAAGAGGAUUAAGCAGCAUAAAGCCAUUAUCACAGAGGAUGGCAAAGUGAAUGGAGUGACAGAUUCAACAAGAAUCUUGGGGUACACCUUUCUUCACCCGAGUGUUGUGCCGCGUCCUCACGUCCAGUCCAUCACCUUAACUCCGCAAGACGAGUUCUUCAUCCUGGGAAGCAAGGGGCUGUGGGACAGCCUCUCGAUGGAUGAAGCGGUGGAGGCAGUCAGAAACGUGCCUGACGCGCUGGCGGCCGCGAAGAAGCUUUGCACUUUGGCCCAGAGUUACGGCUGCAACGACAGCAUCAGCGCUGUUGUGGUUCAGCUCAACGUGACGGAGGACAGCUUCUGCUGCUGUGAACUUAACGGGGUCCCACCGCCCAGCCCAGGCAUUUUCCCACAGUCUGUCAAUGUGGUCAUCAAGGACAGGCCAACAGAUGCACUUGGGAUGCCGUCCUCGAGUAGCGGCAUGGCUUCAGAGAUCAGCAGUGAGAUCUCCACCUCCGAAAUGAGCAGCGAGGUGGGGUCCACGGCCUCUGACGAGCCACCCCAGGUAGCCAUGAACGAAAACAGCCCGGCCUACCCAGGGGAGCAGCGCUGCAUGCUGCACCCCGUCUGCCUCUCCAAUUCUUUCCAGCGGCAGCUCUCCAGCGCCACCUUCUCCAGCGCCUUCUCCGACAACGGCCUUGACAGCGACGAUGAGGAGCCGAUCGAAGGGGUGUUCACCAACGGCAGCCGCGUGGAAGUGGAGGUGGACAUCCACUGCAGCCGAGCGAAGGAGAAGCAGCUUCUCCAGCAGCUUCUCCAGGUGCCAGUGGAAGCCAGCGACGAAGGUAUCGUCAUCAGUGCCAAUGAAGACGAGCCCGGCCUGCCCAGGAAAGCUGAGUAUUCUGCCACGGGCACGAUAGGGCGCCGGCGCGGCAACGGCUCUGUGGCGCCACAAGAGAGGAGCCAUAACUUAAUUGAAGUCGCGACGGAUGCGCCGCUCAGAAAAACCGGGGGCUACUUUGCUGCUCCAGCACAGCCCGAUCCUGACGACCAGUUUAUCAUCCCACCAGAGCUUGAGGAAGAAGUCAAGGAGAUCAUGAAGCAGCACCAGGAACAGCAACAACAGCAGCAGCAGCAGCAGCCGCGGCAGUACCCGAUGGACCACCUGGCAGACUAUUACGACACACCACUAUGACCCACUCUAUUCACUGCUCAGAAAUGAACUAACAAACAAGGAGACUGGAGUGCGGGACCUCCUUGCAUCACAGCAGGAGUUUUCCUUAUCCUUUUUCUUUAUAUACUUCCUUUUCCUUAUCCUGCCACUACAGAGAACUGCAGCUUUUCAGUUUGUUAGGUUUAAUAUUCAUUGACUUUCUUCUAGAGACGCUUGACCGGUAAAGUUUAAAAUAGUUAACCUUCCCUUAACAUAUCAAAUAUAAAAACAAAAAAACAAACAAAAAAAAUAAUAAAAAGGUUUAAUAUAUUGCUGAGAAACAGAUGAUGAUGUAAUAUUUUUUAAAAUGGCUUGUUUGUUUUGUUUGAAAAGCAGGGCAGUGCUAAAUGAUUUAAGUAAUAUUGUAAUACUGUAUUUCUUUGAGAGAAAAGGCUUUUUUUGGUCUUGAAAAUGAUAGACAUUUGUAGAAUAUGGAGACUAACUCCUAGGAGUUGCUUUACUCUUUCAGGUGACUUAAGUCACUGAGAUUCACUAAUUUUCUCUGAGAGAACAGUUGAUUGGGAAAUUCCUGUAAAUAGCUCAGUGUUGUAUAGUGAUGCUUACAUGUUUUGUAGCCUUGGCAUUAAGGACACAACCUGAAAAAUUGACCUUUUUUCUUAAGCGACUCUUUGGGCCAUGGUCAUUGAGCAGAGCGGACUGAGUGGCUGUGUUCACGUUAGCUAGAGCCGAGCUGGUGUAGACCAUUCAAAGAAACCCACUUUUUCCUCUGGCCUCUUUCUUUCCUGACUUUUACAGACACGUUUUGUUUGUGUUCCUUACUGCUGCCACAACCAGCAUGAUUGUAUAGAGCUCAUUUGCUGUAGAACAUUUACAUACCAAGAGUUAUAUUAAAGCCGAAUGCACAAAUGAACAUGUCAUAAUUUUUGUUAUAAUAAAGAUGAAAUUUACACCUGA